Polistes canadensis is the source of this 2426-nucleotide messenger RNA. RefSeq names its product facilitated trehalose transporter Tret1-like. The transcript has 5 exons. Gene Ontology annotation, cellular component: membrane. The coding region runs from base 827 to 2410 and encodes 527 amino acids. NCBI's taxonomy places the organism in Eukaryota, Metazoa, Arthropoda, Insecta, Hymenoptera, Vespidae. The record is from RefSeq and is a predicted model, not a curated record. Gene Ontology annotation, biological process: transmembrane transport. Gene Ontology annotation, molecular function: transmembrane transporter activity.
UGUUUUUGAUUGUAUUUAUCUGUAAUAAAAAAUUAGUUUUCAGAUUGAUAAAAAUGAAAAUUAAUGUAUACUAUUUAUCAUGAGUGGAAGGGGUAAAAGGAUAGCACACAAAGAACAAAUUCCUGUUAAUGAAGAGAAAGAGGGGGUUAAACCGAAAGUAACUUACGUCUUGGGUUGGUAGUAGCAAUCAGAUAGAAUUCAGUCGUCUCUAAGGCGAGUUCGGUAAAUGAGUUAGCUGUUUCUUUUUUUUUCUUUCAUCCUCUUGUUUUCUUCCUUUCUUUUUCCACUUUCUCUUUCUCUCUUCCUUUAUUUUUUAUUUUCCAUUUCUUGUCACCUGUCAUUCUUUAUAUUGUCAAAUAGUUCGAGGAAAGAAAUUAAUCAAAAUUUAAAAACGAUUCUAUAUUGAAGAAGCAAAAGGAAGAAGAAAAGAGAAAGGAUAGCUCGUGUUUGAAAAAUUGUACAGUAAAAAACGUAUAAAAUUAUACGAAGGCCAAAUCGUAUACGUACGUGUUCGAGGAAUAAACGAAUUUUUUCAAUGAAAAACUUUAUUCUAGAAUAAAAAGAAACAUUGAUGGAUUUGUUCGGAUCUUUGAUAUUUUAUCGAAUAAAUAGUAUUAAAUGAGAAUAAAGAUGUAGUGGAAAUGAAAUGUAUGUAUAAGUAAAGAAAGUAAUCGUAUAAACAAUUUGAUAUUUUCGAUAUGAUCCAUUUGGUAUCGAUUGAAAAAUCUUUGUUUAUCGAGAUAAAAUUUCAAUAAGAUUUCAAAUUAACUUGUUUUCCGAUAAAAAAUAAUACGAAAACGCGAUUGUGUUGACACCUUUCAAGAAUAUGACAUUAACGGAGAAAAUGGAGAACAUCGCGGAAAAUGCAGUCAGCAAUGGCGAAAAAAUGAAGCCGAUGGAAUUGAACAGCCAUGCUGACGCUAAUGUAGCACCAAUUUCAAAAUAUCGCGAGGCUCUACCGCAAUGCUGUGCAGUCGGUGCAAAGAAUUUGGUUCUGAUCACGUUCGGUUCUACAUUAGGCUUUUCUACGAUUUUGAUACCAGAAUUGCAAAGCAAGAAUUCUGAAAUUCGAGCAACCAUUGAAGAAAUUACGUGGAUCAGUAGUCUAAAUUUAUUUCUCGUGCCACUAGGCUGUUUAGUAAGCGGUCCGAUAUCCCAAUAUUUUGGUAGAAAACGAACGAUGAUGCUCGCAAACAUUCCGUUCAUAAUGGCCUGGCUAAUCUUUCAUUAUUCUUACAAUACCAAAAUGCUUUUCAUAGCUUUAGCAUUGACAGGACUCACUGGUGGACUAAUCGAAGCCCCAGUAAUGACGUACGUUGCUGAAGUCACUCAGCCUCGUCUACGAGGAAUGUUAUCAGCUACAUCCAGUAUGUCAGUCAUUUUAGGAGUUUUCACACAAAUGCUCGGUGGUAGUUUAGCAAAUUGGAGAACAGUGGCAAUGGUCAACUUGGCUUAUCCAAUCAUAUGUUUCAUCGCUCUCUUGUGCGUUCCCGAAAGUCCGCAUUGGUUAGCCGCAAAGGGUCGUGCGAAAGAAGCUGAAAGUGCCUUGUGCUGGCUCCGAGGGUGGGUCAAUCCAAUCCACGUAAAAACAGAGUUCAUUGGGCUUUGCGACAUCAUCAGGAAACCGGUGGAUGCAACGUCAGAAAAAGGAGAAUUUUGGAAAUCUUACAAAAAGAAAACGUGCUACGCACCUUUCAUAUUGGUGACAAUAGCCUUCUUCAUUGCUGCAUUUGGCGGUACUUCGAUUCUUCAGACUUUUGCUGUUGUCAUUUUCGAGGAAAUGAGUGCACCCAUCGACAAAUAUACGGCUGCUGUAUUUCUCGGGAUCGCCGAAUUAGUCGGCACUGUGAUCUGUGUAUCGACGAUUCAUUUUACCGGCAAACGUAUGUUAACAUUCUUCUCAUUAGUCGGAAUUGGAUUUUGUUUGCUUCUUGCGGCUAUCUAUGGAUACCUCAACGAUAAUCUAAUAAUCUAUGGUGAAAAUUCUUCCUGGAUACCAAUGACUUUGAUGAUUGCUGCAGCAUUUCUUUCUCAUACUGGUAUCAGGUUAUUACCUUGGAUUCUAGCCGGUGAAGUUUUUCCUGUUACGGUACGAAGUGGCGCAACUGGCACAGUUGGAUCAAUAGGAUACAUUUUCAUGUCGAUCGCAAACAAGACUUUUCUGUAUAUGAAGACCGGUAUAACACUAUCGGGGACGCUACUUUUUUAUGCUUUAAUAAAUUGUGUUGGUGGAAUUGUACUUUAUUAUAUACUACCAGAAACGGAAGGUAGAACGUUAAGAGAAAUCGAGGAACAUUACGCUGGAGUACAAAGUUUAAAAAAUCGACCAAAGAAAGAAGAGCUACCGUUCAAAGAAAAAUGGGCGGCUACAAACCCAACUGUUAUUUACGAUGACGAAAGUAAACUUUAAAUUACCAUUUAAGAGU